AUGGUUUCAAUUGUAUUUCCUUCAGCUCAUUAUAGUUGUUGCAUGAGGCACUUAGGAGAAAAUAUUCGAAAUAAUUUUCACAAUGCGAGUGUUGUCUACCACUUUUAUAAGGCGGCAAAAACAUACAAUAUUGAUGUGUUCAGUGAUCAUUUUAAUCGGAUAAAAGAUUUGGUUCCACAGGCUACCACACAUCUUGAACGCGUUGGAUUUCACCGAUGGAGCAGGGCAUUCUUUCCCGGAAAUAGCUUUUUUAUAGCUACUGCUGCACUUAUUUCAGCACCUGCUGAGAAAUAUGCAACAAUUGCUAUAAAAACCAUACAACAGUACAAUAUUAUGACGACAAAUAUUGCUGAGUCGGUUAACUCAAUGUUUCUUGAUGAAAGAAAAUAUCUCAUUACUGGUCUAUUUGAUGCAAUAAACAGGCGAUUUGCAGAAAAAUUUCAUGAGAGGCGUAUGAAAUUCAUUAAUGCACCAACCAUCUUCGUCCCUUUGAUAGAAAAAGACAUUGCAAAAGAUAUUAAUCUGGAGAACAAGCUAUUGGUCCAUCAAACUGCCAACUACAAGUAUAUUGUCACCAGUCAUAAUGAAGUUGCAACAGUUGAUUUGCUAGCCAAAUCUUGUACUUGUAAAGUCUUUGACAUUGACAAAGUACCUUGUCCACAUGCUAUGGCAGCGCUUCGAUGUCAAUAUGGUGAUGACUAUGGGAGACACAUUUAUGAGUACUCCUCUUUGUAUUACAAAGCAGAGGUAUACCUUAUUGCAUAUGUGGAGGAAAUUAAACCAGUUCCAUCUGAAGAAACUUGA
Solanum tuberosum (potato) is the source of this 804-nucleotide messenger RNA. RefSeq lists its product as uncharacterized. The record is from RefSeq and is a predicted model, not a curated record. The coding region runs from base 1 to 804 and encodes 267 amino acids. Lineage: Eukaryota; Viridiplantae; Streptophyta; Magnoliopsida; Solanales; Solanaceae. The transcript is spliced from 3 exons. Gene Ontology annotation, molecular function: zinc ion binding.